Melitaea cinxia (Glanville fritillary) is the source of this 1256-nucleotide messenger RNA. RefSeq names its product dual specificity protein phosphatase MPK-4-like. Gene Ontology annotation, molecular function: protein tyrosine/serine/threonine phosphatase activity. The record is from RefSeq and is a predicted model, not a curated record. Lineage: Eukaryota; Metazoa; Arthropoda; Insecta; Lepidoptera; Nymphalidae. Gene Ontology annotation, cellular component: nucleus. The transcript has 7 exons. Gene Ontology annotation, biological process: protein dephosphorylation. Bases 1 to 1239 code for a protein of 412 amino acids.
AUGGCAAAACAAAUAGCUGACGUACAAAUCCACGCCUCAGACGAAAAUGAUUUGGAAGAUGAUAAUUUAGAUAUUAGUGUAGACCUCAUUGACGAUGGCCUUUACCUAGGUAACCUAGCGUGUGCUAGAGACUUUAAAACGUUAGAACAGCUGAAAGUAACCCACAUCCUUACAAUAGACCUGGUGCCACUGCCGAGGUCUAUACUGGAUAGGACUCACCUAACAUUUAAAUUUAUGAAAUUGGCAGAUGUGCCCAAAGAAGAUCUCAUCAGUCACCUACCAGAGAGCAAUGAGUUCAUCAGGCAAGCAAUUGCAAACAAAGGAACAGUUCUUGUUCAUUGUUAUUUUGGCGUAUCAAGAUCUGCGGCCGUAGUUAUAGCAUAUAUAAUGGAGAAGUAUGGCCUUUGCUAUGAAGAUGCGUUUCUUUUAGUGAAGACAAAGAGACGUUUCAUUGGACCAAAUGUUGGCUUCGUCGCUCAACUCAAACUGUUUGGACAUAUGGGCUAUCAGAUUAAUAAGGAUGAUCCGAGAUUUAAACAGUUCAGAUUGAAAAUGGCAGGACAGAAAUUGAAACAAGUGAAAAUACUACCUCAACUAUUCGCUGAUCUAAUAAAACCAGACCCCGGCUUGAUCCGAGAACGUCCAGAUCCAAUAGUCUACCGUUGCAAGAAAUGUCGCAGGAUAGUCGCUAACCAGAGUAACAUAAUACCUCACCUACCCAAACAAGUUAAAGUAGAACUAGCCAAGAAGAACAUUCGUCCUCCGCCAAGCAAAUUAACUGGUAUUAAUUGUGCUGAAAACGGGCAAUUGUUAAUAGAGAAGUUAAAAAGUCUCGCUUGUCAGAUAAUGGACAAUAAGAUUGAGAUUGAUCAACCAAGCGAUGAUACCAGUCCUGGCAAGAACGAUAACAGUUACCAGGAUAGCGAUGAAGGUCCUAGCCAGAUACUCGAUGGCUACAAUGAGCAGAAUAUGGUGGAUGCAAAUAUAGUGGCGAGGGCGGAUGCUCCGGAGAUCUGCCGCCUCAUGUGGUUCGUGGAGCCCAUGAGCUGGAUGAAGGACGUUCAGAACUCACCGCAGGGCAAGCUGCACUGCCCCAAGUGUGCUAAUAAAAUCGGCAGCUUCAGUUGGGUUAUGGGUUGUAAAUGUCCCUGCGGUCAAAAAGUAGCUCCCGCUUUUUACUUAGUGCCUUCGAAGGUGGAGUGGUCGAAUAUUGUACAAAAUGUACAGAUUACUGUAUAAUAAUCCUCAACGUAAAA